Molecule: messenger RNA, 5875 nt
Organism: Vespa velutina
Lineage: Eukaryota; Metazoa; Arthropoda; Insecta; Hymenoptera; Vespidae
Exons: 15
Coding region: 1119-5750 (1543 amino acids)
Source: RefSeq, a predicted model, not a curated record
CACAGUUUGUAUCUGUACCUUCUAUACAAAUAAUUCCUGGCUUCCCAGGCAGGCAAAAUCCAGUGAGAGAAUAUUCUUUUGCUAAAUUUGCUAUAUCUCUUCUUUUAAGUUUAUUAUAUAUGUGAUGACUAUAAAUCCAAUAUCUAGCAAAUAUUAAUUCAUCGCCUUGCUCAUGCUUUUUCUUUUUAUUUUCAUUAUUUUUUUCUUUAUUCACGUUAGAAUUUUUAAGAUAUUUCUCUAUGUUAUCUUGUAACCAUGAUAUCAAUGAAUAUAUACAAGGCUCACCUUUUUCAUUCUCAUUUAAAAAACUUGCAAGUGCUUCAUUUAAAAGCAAUUGUUGAGUUCGAUCUAGAAUGGAAGUUCUCGCAUAAACUUCAGGUUUUUCUUGUGGAUAAUUAGUUGGCAGACAUACUUGCAGCUCAAUUGUUGCCUGAAUAAGAUAUAUAAAUGUUAUUUUCAUUUAUAUUGCGAUCAUUAUUAUAAUCUUACAUUAUUCUCAGAAAUCUUUAUAAUAUAUUCCAAUCUUCGUGGAGGUUCUUCUUGAGGAAAUUCAAUAAAAUGAUUUAUGUCAGCUAAAAUUCCGUGAUCGCUGACGACUAAUUCUUCUGGAUAAGCUGAUUGUAAUACUUCUAAUUCGUAUAUUUGUGUCGUUAAAUUUUCUUUUAUAUUUUCGUAAAAAGUCAUUGUAUUUAAAUAAUUUAUAAGACAUGGAAAUAAUUUACUUGUAGUAAUAUAUUUAUUGAUGUCUUCUAAUGAUAAUAUUAACUUUAAAAAGAAACAAAAAAAACGAAGAUAUACAUUAAUUUGAGUUCAGUUUAAGGGUUCAAGGUUAAAAAUUUUGUAAAUAAUAUUGAUAUAAUAUAAACAUGAAUCGAAAAUGUACCUAGAAAUUGAGAUGCAUUUAUUCGAAAAAAUUCCUUUUAAAACUAUUUAUUUAACAUAAUCAUACACGCAUUUACUCUAGACGUAUUUAUAUCACUAUAAUUAAGUAUUGUAUCUAAUAUAAAAAAUGUUUAAAGAAUAUCGCCAUUCUUUAUCAAAAUAUAUGUACUAUACUAUGCACGAUUGAUGUAAAAACAUAUAUUGAACAUUUUAGUAUAGAAUAAAGCGCGGGAAUUAUGAACGUAAUUAUCGAAAGACGAAAUGAUCGUGAAAAGAAUUUUAUGUUAAGCAUUCUUUUUACAGCUAUUAAUAUUCUGGAAGGUUUCGAUGAAAUAUCAAUGUUUAAUUUACAAGACUUUAAACAUACGAUAUUUUUUCCGCUUCAAUUUAAUAAUCAUUUAUUUUGGUUUAUGGGAGGCAUUAAUUCUAAUGGAAUGUCGUUGUAUCUAUUAAGUAAUAACAAAUUUGGUCAUAUUAAAUCAUAUCCACAAUAUAAUGGCAUGCGUAUAAUAGUAGACAACUGUAUGCAUAAUACUGUAGUAGUAAUUCAGACUUUCAAUGAGAGUAUAACAAUAUUGAAAUUUAAUUAUGAUAAGACUGCAUAUACAUUAUACUUUGUGCAAACUCUUCAAAUACCUGCUAUAACUGACAUACAUACAUGGCAUUAUAUGAAUCGUUUAUAUUUAGGCAUAGCAUCCCGUCAUAAUAUAUCGAUAUAUAUUUGGCUUGGAGAACAUUUUGAUCUUAUACAAAUUUUGAAUUUUGGUGCAGAAAAAUUAACGUUCUUUCAUAAUAAAGGAUUUAUGAAUCUUAUUUGUACUGGAUCUCGUACAGUGAUACUACGUUAUUUUUUCCAUUUUGAUAAAUUUAUGAUAAUUCAGACAUUACCUGCUAGUAAUGCUAUUAUGACAUUUGAUAUAAUCAAGGAUCAUCUCAAAGAAUAUUUUAUAUGCUUAUCUACACAUCAAUAUACAGUCGUGUACAAGGAAGUACACGGGUAUUUUGUGCCAUUUCAAAAAAUUUCUGUCGCGGAAAAGAUAAUACCAUUAAUAGUUAAAAGAGCUAUCAUACUAUUAUUACUCAAUAAGAAUGUUAUAACAGUUUAUCAAUAUGAUGGAUGGAGAUUUGUACAAUUAAAUGUUAAAAUAUCAGAAGUCAAUGAUAUUUAUUUUGUUUAUAUCUAUGAAAAUGAAUUAAUAAUUAUAAAACAUGGAAUUUCUACAUGGAAAUUAAUGAAACCAAGAUGGGGUGAAAGAAAAUCUUUACUUGGUUUCCAAAAUGAAAUAAAAUCUUGGUACUUUCAAGCUAAAACUAUUGCACAGAGAAUACCCAAGGCUGGAAUAAUUAUAGAAAAACCAUUGCCCAUAUUAAAUGGUUAUAUACGUGAAAUUUAUACUCAAAAUAUAAAUGGAUACGAUUCAAAAGAAUGGCAAAAUUUAACAGGACAAUAUAAUUAUUUAAUUACAAAAUUAAAAGCAUUAAAUGAUUCUUUAAAUCAAAGAAUAAACAAUAAUAAUAAUCAAUUUAAAACACUACGUGCUCAUAAAGUAAAAGUAACAUGCAAAUCACUAUGUAAAGUUAAUAAUAUAAUAAUAAAAGAAAAAAUUAAUCCAUUGUCCAAAUUAAAAUCCAUAGAAAACAUUAAUCAGAAUUUAACAUUUACAAGUUUAAAAAUAGAGAACAUUGAUAAUUUCAAAUGUCCUAUUCCUGCAUUUACACCUAAAAAUUUUGAUCUCAAAGGAUUAAUUAAUGAUGUUUCAUUAUUAGAUUUACAAGAAAAUACAUUAAAAACUAGUGGUAAUCAAAUGAUUACAGGUGAUCAUAUUUUUUUUGAAUUAGAUGUCGUUUAUAGUGUUAUGCCAUUAGAUAUUGCUACAAAUUCUAUAAUGAAAACUGUAUAUGCUAAAGAGAUUAAAGUAAAAGAAUUACAUUUAAAGAAAGAUGGAUUUUUAUUACCAUUAAAUGGACCUCCGUCUAAAAUAUCAGGAUGUAUAACAGCAUCAAAAGUAAAAGUAAAAGGGCUUAUUAAUUUAAAAGGAGGAUUGAAAGGUAAAAGUGCAAGUUUAUUAAUGCCAGUAAAACACGUGCCAAAUUUUAUGGAAAUAAACGGAAAUCGGAAUUUCCAUAAUAUCACAAUUGUAAAUAUAUUGAGAACUAAAGAUGUGUACAGGCAAAAUGGCAAAUCUCUAAAAAAUAUUUUAGACAAUGGAAUAUUAAUAAAUAAUAAUUUCCCAAUGCAUUUAAUAUUUUCCAACAAUAAUGCGAUCUGGAGGAAUGUUACAAUAAAAGAUUAUAAUAAUUGGGUAACAGCUUAUUCUGAUAAUAAAGUGGUCAUUUCAGGAAAAAAACAAACAAUAUAUAAUGUGAUAUUACCACAGUCAGCUUACAUACAAUCAUUGAUUCCAAAAUAUAACUUUUCCUUAUGCACCUUAACUGCAAAUGUUUCAAACAUAAAAUUAUCUCAAGUAAUGAUAGAAAAUAUGACUGUAGAAAAUUUGAAGAGUUCUCAAGUAUUUGGAGCAAAAGAGUUAAACUCUUCUAUUUUCGAAACAACAACUUCUAUCAAUACUGUUGAUUUGUCAAAAAAAUAUUUCAUAGGUGUAAUUACUAUAAAAGAUAUUGUAACAUCUGAUAUUAAAGGAUUUAAUCUAAAAGGAUUUCAAGAAAUUUUAAACAUGUGGAUAGAAAAAAAGAUUUUUAAAGAUAUAAGAAAUGCAACACGUGUAAAAAUUAAUAAUCUUCAGACUCCUGUAAGAAUUAAAUUUCCAUUCCCUACUACAGUUAGCAAUGUAAUUUCAAAAGGAAAUACUUAUGCUACAAUUAUUAAUGGCGAAGAUAUACAUCAUUUUUUGAAAAAUGCUGUUAGAGUAGAUGAUCCAAUUUCUUUAAAUAAUAUAACAUUUAGUAUGGGAUUAAAAUCUAACAGUAUACAGUUCUUCUAUGGACCACUUAAUUUCACUUAUCCAGAAGUUCAUCUAAAUUUGCAUUCAAAGCAUAUUUUGGGAAACGUAAAAAUAGGAAUGCUGAACGUAUUAAAACCUAUUAUUCAUGAUACAUACAAUACUUCAAAAAAUUAUAUAAUACAAGGUAAUGUAACUUUUACAUCUGAACCUAUUAUCAAAAAUAUAAAUAAUAACAAUUUGAAAAAGUUCUCUUCGGAAAUUUAUACAAUUGAUGAAAAUAUGAUUAUAUCUGGUAAUAAUAUUCUAAUAAAAAAUAUGUCUGUAUUAGGAAAUAAUAUUUCAAAGACAUCUCUUUAUAUACCAUAUUACAAUUCUUGGACAAAUAUCUCAUAUAGUCUAUUGAGUAAAACUAAACCUCAAGAAAUAAAUGUCCCUUGUUGGUUUAACAAUAUAGAAGUUGACAAUAUCAAAGGUUCUAAAAAUUCAUCUAUAAAAUCUUUCGAUGCACAAAUAAGGAAUAUAAUUGAAAUGUCCCUUAAAAAAAAUGAGUCGCAAGUAAUUCAGAGCAAAUGGCAUUUUGAUAAAUUAAUAUUAUCAGGUUAUGUAAAUUUACAAGGAAAUCUUAAUAACAUGAAUUUAAGAACUGAUGUUGUCAAAUAUAGUAGUAAACAAAAUAUUAUUACUGGUACAAAGACAAUUUUAGGAUUAUCUAUUACACAUUUGCGUGGAUUAAAUUUCGAUGAAUGGUCAAAAAAUGCUGUUUUAUUAAAACAAAAAAAUGUAAUCACAGUGAAAGGCCAAAAGAUUUUUACAGAUAUUAAUAUUUCAAAUUUAAGUUUGGAUGGUGCCAUAAUGGGGAAAAAUAUAAAAAAUGCAUUUUUGAAAUCAAAACCACAAAUUAUUAAUGGUUUAAAAAUUUUUGAUGGUAAUAUCAAAAUGUCAGGCCUGCUAAUUGAUGGUUUAAUGAACGAUGUUAAUUUUACAAGUUUUAUUAAUAAUCUGUUAAAGAAAAAUAAACUUGUACAAACAUUAAAUACAGAUAUUAUCUUGAAAGACAAUUUAGAAGUAUUGGGAAAUAUUUUCAUUGAUGAUCUUUAUAAUGGUAUCAAAGUAAAUAAUUGUAAUAGAGAAUACAACAAAAUGAAAUCAAUAGAAAGAAAUUUGAUAGAGAUUGCAGAAGUCAUAAACAUAGCAGGAACUGCUUUAAAUAGUCGAGCCUUUUAUUUAAAUAAAUUAAAAACUUUUAAAAAUAUUACUGCAAUAAUAACUAAUUCAAAUAAUAAUCACUCACAAAGUAAUAUUAAUUGUCAAUGCGAAUUGAAGAAUGUAUCACUAUUUUGUAAUGAUACUGAAAUACAAGGCUUUAGUCUUGGAUCAAACUUAAGUAAUUAUACAAGAAUUCACAUUUUAUUGAUUAAGGAAGUUACAUUUAUUGUACUUAUUACAUCAGAUUGUGUUACAAUUGGCAAUAUUAAUAAAGACAAAUUUUAUCAGAAAAAAGUUUUUUGUAUACCAAAUAUUCUCCAAGCAUCAACAGAAUCAGUAGGAAAUUCAUUAUGGAUAAUUUUACAAUUACCUUUAGAAAUGUUAGCGUUACAUUAUGUUCCAUGGGAUAACGUUAAACAGUAUACUUUACCACCUUCAAAUAUACUUAUUACUAGUGCAUCACCAUAUAAUGAAUUAUUAAUGCUUCGAUCAGAUGGAGUUUGGAAUAUUAAUGAACUUGGAAGUCCACGUCAUAUAUUCAAAACAAGUUUAAUAGGAACAAUUGAAACAUUUUCAUAUGAUAAAGAAUAUUAUAUAAAAAGUAUAAAAAAUAAUGCUACUAUUUUCAUGAAAUCUCAAUAUAUAGCUUCUAUCGAUUCAAGUAAGAAAGUUUCUACUCACAGUGUGCAGAAUUUAGAACGAAUUUUCUCUUUCGUUAUAAAUGGUUCAUUACAUGGAUCGUUUCGCGGGAAUGAAUAAUGAGAAGAUUUGUGCAAAAUCGUCACGUGAUAAGGAUAAACUAUACUAUCGAUCGAUACUAUCGAUCAUAAUAUUCCGAGCAUUUACACAUUUAUUUCAAAUUUAUUUUUGAAAUAAGAAUUAAU